Hyla sarda is the source of this 7475-nucleotide messenger RNA. It is a transcript of the gene TULP4, whose product is annotated as TUB like protein 4. Gene Ontology annotation, molecular function: protein binding. The transcript is spliced from 15 exons. The record is from RefSeq and is a predicted model, not a curated record. Lineage: Eukaryota; Metazoa; Chordata; Amphibia; Anura; Hylidae. Bases 2124 to 6824 code for a protein of 1566 amino acids.
UGUCCUCCAUGUUUUCCUGUGGGAAGGUGACUGAGAGGAGAGGGCGGCCACUGCACUAGCCUGGAGCCCCCAAGCACAGGCCUGACAUCACGACUCUUAUCCAGCCACACACGGGCAAAGGAAGAAGCAGGGAAGUGACAGACAGCCUGGAGCAGGGGGCAGGAUUGGGCGUCAUGUGACACGGAUCACGUGUGCCGAGAGCUGGAGGAGGAGGUGGUGGUGAGGGAGGGGGGUGGCAGAGAGAUAGGCCCUGCAUAGAAGACACAAGACGGGCAGAGGAAAGCUGCUGCUACGUGGAGGCAGCCACAAGUUUGCACCUGGUCUGACGCACCUCCUCCAAAUUCCCUACAGCGAAGCACUGCCAAAACCACCUUUAUUGCUUCCCGUUGUUGCCAUCAUGCAGACAGCCAUGCACAUCGCUUAAGUCAUCAAACCAUUUACACCGUCAUUCUCAACUACAGAUGAGUAGACUGGUGUGUUGUCCCCAUACUAACUUGAAAACGUAAAGCAGCAUAACGGAAGUAACGCUGGAUUUUGAAAGAGAAAACCAUUCAGAAAUUUGAAAGACCCCCGCCAAUCCCCCCAGCUUUAUUAUCAUAGCUGACUUUACAAAGCAGCAGUAAAAAAACAUAUAAUUAAAAAAAAAAAAAGGAAAUGCCUAUGCUUCGAGACAUCAAAGGCCAGUGAAUAGCAAUGUCUAAUGUGUAUUGAUGGUGUGAAAGAGAACACGUUAGAAAUAAGGCAAGAAAAGUAUGGGCAUUCUUUUGACAAAUAGACUUCACUGUGUGAACUGGGUCGUGAAAUUAAGUCACUUUUUUGCCUCCACCUCUUUUGCUCACCUCUUCUCACUUCCUCAAAUGACUUAAAUACCAUUUAAAUUAUAAUGCGGCGGUUGACUGGUUCUUGCCUACUUUCUCCUGCUUCAACCUUACAAAUGACCAGAGGCUUGAAGUUGCAAUUCUCCAGUAACUACUUGUAAUGCUUGGGAGAUAAAGCAAAAGAUAAAACAAUUCUGUGCAAAGGAAACCUUUUUGUCUCUUUUUUUUUUCUCCACUUCACUUUAUUUUUAUUUUUUGUAUUUUUUUUGCUCUUUUUUUUUCCUACUUACUGGAAUUAUUAUAUUGCACUUAAUCUGGUCAUUAAGUUUAUCUUGUACAGAAAAUAAAAAGGAAGUCAGACUAAUAGGAUAAUGAAUGCAUUGUUCACGUAUCAGCGUUUUAGGAAGAGCAGGGUAAUUCCCAGCUAGCAGUACUAUCAGCUGGUUGGAGUGAACAUGGGACAGUGUCUACUUCCUAUACACAAUUCUCUUGUUGGACCUAGUAAGGAUUGUUGUUUUUUGGACUGUCAGUAUGUCUGAUCACACAGGUUGAACAUUCUUCAGUGGUCAGCUGACAACCUAAAUGAGGUUUGCAAUAGCUGCACUGUAGAGAACUAGAAGUUGAACAGUUUUGUCUUAUUUUUUGCACAACUGGAUGUUGUCUAAAGCUGUUUGGGAAAAAAAAGUUGGCCUGGAAAUUACUUUGCACAGUUUGUGUGCCUUUUCCUUCUGCUUUUUAUGCAAAUAUGUGUUGGCUGCAAGAACCUGCCAGAAAGUGAGUUGCCGUUAGAAAACGAUAUGAGUUAAUGUAGUUUUGCUGUUCACCUAGAGGAAUCCGGUGUCUGUACUUUAAGCCUUAAAUACUUGAAACCUUUACAAUCCUCGACUUUAUGGAAUCGUGUCUGUGAUGUUAUUGGACGGCUCUAUUACUAUCCUGGAACUGUAAUCUCAGGCUGCAUAAAUUUUUUGGCGUAGUAAGUUGCUGAUCAGACACAUUGCGAGCUGAAACAGAAAGCGGGCCGAGAAACCAUGAUUGUCCAAAGGGAAAUCAACCACACAACCUUCAUGACAAGAAUCCAGAGUGCUGGUUAAUUUUAUAAGCCAAAUUUCCGUAGUUUUGUACAUGAAUAACUGUUACUAUGCAUUAAGAGGAUUUUCAUAGGCACUGGCCACUUAACAUACUCAAGGUCAGCUUUAACCCUUUGAGAACUUUGCUCGCAUUUCAAUGCACAUGACUUGGUUUAUUAACUUAAUUUAUUUUUAAAAAAAUUUCUGAGGAGGACUGAGAACUGAACUUUGUGUAAGCAUGUACGCAUCGGUGGAGCAUGGGCCUGUUCUUUGCAGUGAUUCCAACAUUUUAUGCCUUUCUUGGAAAGGAAGGGUGCCAAAAAGUGAGAAGGAGAAACCGGUGUGUCGAAGACGCUACUAUGAGGAAGGCUGGCUAGCUACAGGUAAUGGAAGAGGAGUUGUAGGUGUUACAUUCACCCUGAGCCAUUGUAGAAGAGACCGAAACACACCUCAGAGAACCAACUUCAACCUUCGAGGCCACAACAGUGAGGUGGUGCUAGUGAGAUGGAAUGAACCUUUUCAAAAGUUGGCAACCUGCGAUGCGGAUGGAGGAAUAUUUGUAUGGAUCCAGUAUGAAGGCAGAUGGUCUGUGGAACUGGUUAAUGAUCGUGGAGCACAGGUUAGUGACUUUACUUGGAGUCACGAUGGCACUCAAGCUUUGAUAUCAUACCGAGAUGGAUUUGUUCUUGUGGGCUCAGUGAGUGGUCAGAGACAUUGGUCAUCAGAGAUAAACCUGGAAAGUCAAAUCACCUGUGGUAUUUGGACACCGGAUGAUCAACAGGUUCUCUUUGGCACUGCAGAUGGCCAGGUUAUAGUUAUGGACUGCCAUGGUAGGAUGUUGGCACAUGUUCUUUUACAUGAGUCAGAUGGCAUUCUGAGCAUGUCAUGGAAUUACCCCAACUUUCUAGUGGAAGAUAGCAGUGAAAGUGACACAGACUCUGAUGACUAUUCUCCACCUCAAGAUGGCCCUGCUGCAUAUCCCAUCCCAGUGGAGAAUAUUAAGCCACUACUUACUGUUGGAUUUACAUCUGGAGAUAUUAGCCUGAUGAACAACUAUGAUGACCUGUCACCAACCAUCAUCCGCUCAGGACUGAAAGAUGUGGUGGUUCAGUGGUGCACUCAAGGAGAUUUGCUGGCUGUCGCAGGGAUCGAGAAACAGAAUCUGUUAACUGAUCUUGGAAAUGGUCCAUCCCCUAAAAGUGCCAUCAUCAAAUUUUACAAUGUCCGUGGAGAACAUAUCUACGCUCUGGAGACCCCAGUGCAGCGUCCAAUCACUUCCAUCUGUUGGGGCCACAGAGAUUCCCGCCUCUUUCUUGCUUCUGGUCCAGCACUCUACGUUGUUCGGGUGGAGCACAGAGUUGCUAACUUGCAGCUUCUCUGCCAACAAGCAAUUGCCAGCUGCCUCCGGGAUGACAAAGAUAUCACCAAACUCACCCUGCCUCCUCGGCUCUGUUCUUACCUCACCACGGCCUUUAUACCGACCCUUAAGCCUCCCAUACCUGACCCCAAUAAUAUGCGAGAUUUUGUCAGUUACCCGACAUCAGGAAAUGAGAGGUUGCACUGCACUAUGAAGAGGACAGAGGAUGACCCAGAGGUUGGGGGUCCAUGUUACACACUUUAUUUGGAAUACCUUGGUGGACUGGUGCCUGUUCUUAAAGGCCGUAGGAUUAGCAAGCUACGUCCUGAGUUUGUUAUAAUGGAUCCAAAAACAGAUGGAAAAACAGAUGAAAUCUACAGCAAUGGACUGAUUUCAACAGUUAUUGACAGCUGUAAUUGUUCUGACUCCAGUGACAUUGAAUUGAGUGAUGAUUGGGCGGCCAAAAAAUCUCCAAAGAUUGCAAGAGCUAGUAAAUCUCCCAAGCUACCUAGAAUUAACAUAGAAGCAAGAAAAUCUCCAAAGCUGUCAAGGGCUGCGCAAGAGAUUACAAGGUCCCCUCGAUUACCUAUAAGGAAGCCUUCAAUUGGGUCACCAAGCUUAACUCGAAGAGAAUUUCCUUUAGAAGAUAUCACACAGCAUAACUACCUUGCUCAGGUCACGUCCAAUAUAUGGGGAACCAAAUUUAAAAUAGUAGGAUUAGCAGCAUUCUUACCAGCAAAUCUUGGAGCCGUCAUUUAUAAAACAAGUUUGCUGCACCUCCAGCCAAGACAGAUGACCAUUUACCUUCCAGAAGUGCGAAAAAUUUCCAUGGACUAUAUUAAUUUGCCAGUAUUUAAUACAAAUGUUUUUAGUGAAGAUGAAGAUGAUUUACCAGUAACUGGAACUUCGGGGGCACCUGAAAACAACCCACCUUGCACUGUGAAUAUUCCCAUUGCACCUAUCCAUAGCUCUGCCCAGGCUAUGUCACCAACUCAAAGUAUCGGCUUAGUUCACUCUUUGUUAGCCAAUCAAAAUGUACAGCUAGAUGUCCUGGCCAAUCAAAUGGUAGCCCCAGCACCACCAGAUCAUCCAACAGAAAAUACUGUUCAGUAUUCAGCACAGAAUCGAUAUUCUAAUCCAGGGCAAGUCAUAUUUGGAGGAGUUGAAAUGGGCCGCAUGUUGCAACCUCCCCAGCUGCCUUUGCCUCAUCCACCUCAAAGUACAGUACAAAUGUCCAUUGACCACAACGAGCGAGAUCAUGAACAUCCCCAGAAGUCAAAACCUAUACGGCAGAUUCCUCAGUUUGCAGAAGGAGAUGCUGUUGUUUUCACCACUGUUCAAGAAAUGCAGUUGAACAAAUUAAAUCCUCCUCCUCCAUACCCCGGAACAAUUCCAGCUCCUCCUACUUCAGCAGCUCCUCCACCACCAAUCCCACAACCUCCUGUAGACCUCUGCUUAAAAAAGGGUGACUUUUCCCUGUUUUCUAGUGGGCACUACCAAACCCCACUAGGUUAUGAACGAAUAACAACAUUUGAUAGCAGUGGCAAUGUCGAAGAAGUGUGCAGACCACGAACCCGGAUGCUGUGUACUCAAAAUACCUAUACACUUCCAGGCCCAGGAAGCUCUGCAACACUAAGAGUUUCUGCAACAGAAAAGAAGAUUAAACAACCUUGCACUAGUGCCACACUAAAUAGGCUGACUGUCCCUCGUUAUUCUAUACCCCCUGGUGAUCCACCACCAUACCCUGAAAUUGCUGCACAGCUUGCUCAAAGCAGGGGUGCAGCUCAGAGAAUAGACAGCAGUCUCAUCCAUGCUACUUUACGGAGAAAUAGUCGUGAAGCUACUCUUAAAAUGGCUCAAAUGACUGAUAACCAGAGGGCUACACUACAACAUCCACCUAAAUCAAAGAGCAAUGUUGUGACUGGACAAUACCAGCAACGGACACCAACAGCAUUGUACACAUGUAGCCAGUGUAGUAGUAGUACUGGAGUUAUGAGUAGUAGCAUUAGUAAUCAUAAUAGUAAUAUGAGCACCAGCACCAUUGGUGCUGCAAAUAUUCGCCCUAACCUACUUUCAGCUUGUGGUCCACAGCAGAGUACUGUUAUAGUUCACUCUGCCAGCACAGCUCCUUUAGCAUCUCAGUCUUCUUAUAACCUUUUAAGUCCUGCUGAAAGCUGCAGAGACAGGACAGACUAUAUUAACUCUGCCUUUACAGAAGAUGAAACGGUUUCCCAGCAUUGCCAAGUAGAAAAGCCAGUCAGGCAUAUAAACCUGGCUGAGGCAGGACUUACUGUAAAGCGUCCACCACCAUACCAAUGGGACCCAAUGGUAAAUGAGGAUGUAUGGGUUCCACAGGAAAGGACAGCUCAUAACACAUUGCCAGUUCCCAAGAGGCCUCCACCCUUAAUACUUGGACAGGGCCAACAUUUAGAUAUGUCACGUGUGCCAUUUAUUUCCCCUAAGUCGACAACCAGCCCCAUUUCAACAUUCCAGUCAAAUUAUGGUGUUGGGAUACCUUUUGCUAGUGGGUAUAAUGUGCCACCUCCUAUCCAACAAGUACAAAAGCCUUGCUCCCCAAAGGAACCUCUAGCUCCAGCGCAGUUUGUGCAGCAGGAGCCGGCUAUAGUAGUACAGCCUGCAUAUCCACCCAAUCUGCCUUGUUGCCCCUUGCCACCCAUGUAUCCAGGAAGUAGUAAUUGCAACGGCUUGCAGCUCCCUGCAUUAGCUCUACACCCGUGGAACACAUACAGUGCAUGCCCCCCAGUCCCAAGCUCACAGACUUCCCUACCACCAAAACCUCAUUUGUUGCCAGAAAAAACUGUUCUAUCUCUUCCUCAGCCUGAGCUCCAAAGUAAUGUGGGUACUGAGGUAAUGGUAGAAACUGCGGAUAAUUUCCAGGAGGUCCUUUCCUUAACCGAGAGCCCUGUACCCCAGAGGACAGACAAAUUUGCUAAGAAAAAUCGAAAACGUUUGGAUAGCAGGGCAGAAGAGGGGAAUGUUCAGGCCAUUACUGAGGGCAAGGUAAAAAAGGAGGCAAGGACUUUGGGUGAUUUUAAUUCCCUCAUAUCUAGCCCCCGGCUUGGAAGAGAAAAGAAAAAGGUAAAAAGUCAGAAAGAUCAGCUAAAAUCCAAGAAGCUAAAUAAGACAAAUGAAUUUCAAGAUAGUUCUGAAAGUGAACCGGAACUCUUUAUCAGUGGAGAUGAGCUGAUGAACCAGAGCCAGAGCAAUAAAAAGGGAUGGAAAACCAAGAGAAACCUUAGGACAGCUAGUGACCUGGAUGAAUUUAAGUGUCGGAAAGCAAACGAUAAAGAUGAUGGCAGAUUGGGAAGCCAAGGAUUUGUAUAUGUCAUGGCCAACAAGCAGCCUCUUUGGAACGAGGCAACACAGGUCUACCAGUUAGACUUUGGGGGUCGGGUGACUCAGGAAUCUGCAAAAAAUUUCCAAAUAGAACUGGAAGGUAGACAGGUAAUGCAGUUUGGAAGGAUUGAUGGCAAUGCCUACAUUUUAGACUUUCAAUAUCCCUUUUCAGCCGUCCAAGCCUUUGCUGUUGCUCUGGCUAAUGUGACUCAGCGUCUCAAAUGAGCCUAGACUAUGACAUGGAAGCAAUUCAACUAGUGGAUAGAACAACGUUUGUAGUAUAGAUAGCUCCAAAGGGACGACAGAAGAAACAUUAAAUCAUUUCAACUGGAAAGAACCAUGACUUCUUGUGUGAAGACAUUCUUGUUAUUUUUUUUAUUUUAUUUUUUACAUGCAAUAUUGCUGAUGGUUGAACAGGAGCCAUUGUGGGUCAUGAUGGGAGCAUGGCUGUUGAUGGUUCUUUUGUGUUUGGUGCAAUAGAUGUUAGAAUAUUACAUGGAGAAACUGCCUUAUUUAUAAUAAUAUUAUUUUUUUGAAAACUGUAAACAAUGUGGUUUAUUGACCUGUUUUUUUUUUCAGUUUGUAGAAUCACAAACAAAAAAAUGCAACUAAAAAAUGUUUUAAUACUUGAAUGCAUUAAAAAUGGGGUAGUAGGUACUGAAGAUUGGCAUCAGUGUGUUAAGCAGAAAGUUCUUUGAUGAGGUUUUUCUACAAACUGUGUGUUUUUGUUCUGAGUGUUUUUGGUUUGGUUUUAAAAGAAUCUCUUCACCAAACCUAAAAAUUCUGUCUUGAUUUUCUUUAUAAAUGACAGUCCUUGCCACGAUAAAGGGACAUGGAGAAAAUAAAUGUGUUGCUGGGGCUGUAGUAAAACAAAAA